AUGGCGCGGAAGUACGAGUACAGCGUUCGGGUGCAACAGCUGUCUGGCAAGCUCAUCGGUGAAGUUCAGCUGCCUGAAACUGCUCGAGUUGAAGACAUCCUGGAAGCUGUGCCGCACGAAUCCGAAAACCCAUCUUUGAAGAGGGUUUUAGUGUUUAAAGGACGGUCGCUUGAAGAGUCCGAAGUUCUGUGCCAGCUUGGCGUGCAAGCUCCAGCACUCCUGGAGAUGCAGCAAGUCGUGCAGUCCUGGCGCACAGAGCGAAAGGCGUCUCUACCAGAAGCAUGCCGAACCAUGCAUCUUGGACUCUUUGGAGAGCACAGGGCUGGCAAAACAAGCCUCCUCUACAGGUAUUGCCAUGAUACAUUCAAUGAUCGCACGAUGAUGCACUCCAUAGGGAUUGACUUCCAGGUUGCGAGGGUGAUGGCCCACGAUGUCCCAGUGAAAGUUAUGCUUUGGGAUCAGCCUGCAGGGAAGGAGCGUUUCCGAACAAUAACAUCGGUCUAUUUCCGCAGGAAAGAGGCCAUUCUCUUGGUCCUCGACUUGACGAACCCAAGAUCCCUUCUUGACAUCACCGAUUGGCUUCGCUUUCCGGAAGCUCAGGCCAUUCCCACAAAGUUGCUGAUCGGGAACAAGGCCGACCUUGUGGAGUGCAGAAAGAUCUCUCGAAAAGAAGCAGAGCAAUACGCUCGCGAGAAUGGAAUGACUUACUUCGAAACCUCUGCCAAGGAAGGCACCGGUGUUGGAGAAGCCAUAGACUAUGCAAUUUUUGAUGUCCUUGCAAAGGAAAUUAGGCCGCAGCCUGUGGUCCCAGAGACGCGCCGAGCAUCCAAUUCGAGGUGUGCACUGCAGUAA
Molecule: messenger RNA, 852 nt
Organism: Symbiodinium natans
Lineage: Eukaryota; Dinophyceae; Suessiales; Symbiodiniaceae
Source: the annotation of a GenBank genome assembly